Molecule: messenger RNA, 1172 nt
Organism: Archocentrus centrarchus (flier cichlid)
Lineage: Eukaryota; Metazoa; Chordata; Actinopteri; Cichliformes; Cichlidae
Gene: thyn1
Product: thymocyte nuclear protein 1
Exons: 8
Coding region: 397-1071 (224 amino acids)
Cellular component (GO): nucleus
Source: RefSeq, a predicted model, not a curated record
UCUUAUAGCGCUCUGUUUUAUUUAUUUUAUUCAUUGUAGUUGCACACCGUGGUUUUUGUAAUUAAAACCGAACUAAAGCAAGCAAAAACAAAAAUAAACAGACAAGAAAAAGUGACGCAAACUGUGGCACAUAACACGUCACUGCUAACAAACCAAAAAGCCUGAAAACGGUCACGUGUUCCCCGCGCCAAAAUAGCUGCAGUGUUGAUGUAGUGACCAGUGAGGCGUCCUUGGGCACUGAUAAGAAACAGUGAGCUAACGGUAAUAGCUGGUGAAUAAAUCAAGUGCACCUCUGCGCUUUCUUUCUUUUUCUUUUUUUUUUUUUUUAGGUCACGUGUCACAGAUUUAUCCGCGGGUUUGAUGGUUGGAGCUCUGCUGAGGUGAAGAGUUAAAGAGAUGCCACCAAAGAAAAAGGCCAGAGUGAGUAAAAGAGCUGCAGCUUCAGUCAAAGACGACGACAGGGAGCCACUGUCCCCAGCUGGGAAGAAGAGGAAAGCUGCAACUUCUGGUGGAAAAAAUGAGGAGAGCUCAAAGUCUUCUGGUGCUCCACAGUACAGUCACUGGCUGAUGAAGUCUGAGCCCGAGAGCCGCUUUGAGAACGGCAUCGACGUGAAGUUUGGCAUCGAGGAUCUGAAGGCUCUGCCUGAUCAGACCAGCUGCUGGGAUGGCGUCCGCAAUUACCAGGCGCGCAAUUUCAUGAGGCAGAUGAAAGAAGGGCAGCUUGCUUUCUUUUACCACAGCAACUGCAAGGAGCCAGGGAUAGCAGGAAUCAUAAAAAUUGUGAAGGAAGCUUAUGUGGACCACACUCAAUUUGACAAGAAAGAUGUGCAUUAUGAUGCAACCAGCAAACCAGACAACCCCAAGUGGAGCAUGGUAGACGUCCAGUAUCAAAGGAUGAUGAAGCGUUUUCUUCCUCUGUCGGAGCUUAAAAAGCACCACCUGCAGCAUCGCACUGUGGGAGGGCCCCUCAAGGACAUGGCGCUUUUUACAAGGGCCAGGCUCUCUGUGCAACCCCUCUCCACUGAUGAGUUUGAUUUCAUCCUGAGUCUGGAGGACAAAGAGCCGCUCUGAGGAUUUGCUUUAUGAUGCAGCAAAAUCAUCACGAGUACCAUCACUCCACUGUAACUGUUAUAGUCUAUUAGAAAUAUUAAAUGUGUUUAUUAGAAAUUAUA